UAAUAAAAACCAGGAAAUAUAUAACCGUCCCUACCUUAUUUGUUCGUCCGAGACAAGCAGAACAACAUGGCUCUCAGAACGUGGGCUUCUUCCACAGCCAAUGCAUUCAGAAUCUCUCAUGCCUCCAAAUCCCAUCCCUUCCCUGCAUUCUGUCUCUCCCGAUGCUUCUCUACCGUGUUGGAUGGGUUGAAGUAUGCAUCCUCGCAUGAGUGGGUGAAGCAUGAAGGCGCUGUGGCUACAAUCGGCAUCACCGACCAUGCUCAGGACCAUCUUGGAGAAGUAGUGUUUGUGGAACUGCCAGAAGCUGGGGGUUCAAUAUCUCAAGGUGGCAGUUUUGGAGCUGUGGAAAGUGUCAAAGCAACCAGUGAUGUCAAUUCCCCUAUCUCGGGUGAGAUUGUUGAGGUCAACACAAAGCUUACUGAAUCACCUGGCUUGAUCAAUUCAAAGCCAUACGAAGAUGGAUGGAUGAUCAAGGUGAAGCCAAGCAAUACCUCAGAAUUAGAAGCCAUGAUGGGUCCAAAGGAAUACACAAAAUUCUGUGAGGAGGAGGAUGCUUCACAUUAGAGUUUGAACUUUUGAACUUACUGCCGGAAACAUCUUGGACUAACUGAUUCUAAAGAUUGAUCUGAUUUGUUAUGUUCUUAUCAGUUACUCUUGCUUGAUUUCCACUAGACCUUUCACUUCCCAUUAAAAAAGGGUAAGAAAAUUUUAUUGUUAAA
Carya illinoinensis is the source of this 719-nucleotide messenger RNA. RefSeq names its product glycine cleavage system H protein 3, mitochondrial-like. The coding region runs from base 67 to 564 and encodes 165 amino acids. Gene Ontology annotation, cellular component: mitochondrion; cytoplasm; glycine cleavage complex. NCBI's taxonomy places the organism in Eukaryota, Viridiplantae, Streptophyta, Magnoliopsida, Fagales, Juglandaceae. Gene Ontology annotation, biological process: protein lipoylation; glycine decarboxylation via glycine cleavage system. The record is from RefSeq and is a predicted model, not a curated record. The transcript is spliced from 4 exons.